AGGUUGAAAACACUGAGCAGUGAGCUGUCAUCCUGUUGUACCGUGUCUUACCGACUUACCGUUCCCAACACCUUUUUUCUAAUCCAUUUAAAAUUAUCGAACAAAAGGUCCAACGCAAGUGUUUCUUAAACUGACAAUGUUCAUAACUGAUUUAGUGUUCUAAACUUUAUGUUGUUAAUAACAAAAUGAAUUACAACAAUCACAGCAAUAAUAGCAAUCAAUUUCAAAUGGAACAACGAGACGACGAUUUGAGUAUUAACGUUAGUUCGGGACUCGGUUUCACUUCCGAUAUGGAUAUGCAUAACCGAUGUUGCUCCGGACGAUUCUGGUGCAUCCAAGAUAUUUGUGGGAUCAUCUGCGUUGUCCUUACCUGGUUCCUUAUCCUCUAUUCAAUGUUUGUGUCGUUUUUUGUUAUCCUGAUACCUGCAAUUUCGACCCACACAAUUUUCAGUGUGUUCAAUCUCAUCCUGUUUAUGGCACUUUCGUCUCUUGCCUUCAUCUCACAUGUUAGAACAAUGCUGACUGACCCAGGAGCUGUACCAAGAGGAAAUGCUACAAAAGAAAUGAUUCAACGAAUGGGAUUGCAACAAGGACAAGUUAUAUUCAAGUGCCAAAAGUGCUGUUCCAUCAAGCCUGAGAGAGCCCAUCAUUGUUCAGUGUGUCAAAGGUGUGUGAGGAAGAUGGACCACCAUUGCCCUUGGGUUAACAAUUGUGUUGGGGAAAACAAUCAAAAGUUUUUUGUCCUUUUUACUUUCUACAUAGCUACUCUCUCAGUGCAUUCUUUGGUGCUGGUCAUUCUGCAGUUCAUAUCAUGCGUACAUUCUGAAUGGAAAGAAUGUUCGACAUAUAGUCCGCCAGCCACAGUCAUUCUAUUGUUGUUUCUCGGUUUCGAGGCGCUGCUUUUUGCGAUUUUUACAACUAUUAUGCUCGGGACUCAGAUGCAAGCGAUAUGGAACGAUGAGACCGGCAUCGAACAACUGAAAAAAGAAGAGGCGCGCUGGAUAAGAAAGUCCCGGUGGAAGAGCUUCCACUCUGUCUUUGGCCUGUUCAGUAUUCAAUGGUUCUCCCCGUUCACUAAUCCGCCUUUGGAUGGGAAGAAAAGAAAUGCAUAUUUGUAUGCUGUUUGACGAAAGACAACAGGACUUGUUGUUUUAAUUAACGGUUGCCCUUAAAAGCUACUGUGAUGAUUGUUAUCGAACUACAUAGUGCACUGUCUUGUCUUGCAGCUUAAUUAUUCGUGAAAGAAGGUGGUGUCUCCACGUACUUACUUUUUUUUCUAAUAUGAUUAACUCUCGUUUUGAGUUAUCAAACUGAAGACCAUCGCGUAUUUCAUAUUCAAUCUUAAAAAAAUCUGUCCAUUCAAAGUCCGACCGUUUAAAUGAGAAGUAUAUAUAUUACACCCCAUACAUAGAUAUGAUCAAUGUAUUUUCCAGCCUCACAAGUUCCAUAGUUCAAACGUUAUCUCCGUAUCUGUAAAUUAGCUGAGUCAAUGCGCGUUUAAAGAAACAACUGACCCUUACUUAUGUAAAGCGUAUUCAAUUUACCCCACUAACUAAAAGUUGAAAUGGG
Molecule: messenger RNA, 1569 nt
Organism: Daphnia pulex (common water flea)
Lineage: Eukaryota; Metazoa; Arthropoda; Branchiopoda; Diplostraca; Daphniidae
Product: palmitoyltransferase ZDHHC3-like
Exons: 6
Coding region: 186-1127 (313 amino acids)
Biological process (GO): peptidyl-L-cysteine S-palmitoylation; protein targeting to membrane
Cellular component (GO): Golgi apparatus; endoplasmic reticulum
Molecular function (GO): protein-cysteine S-palmitoyltransferase activity
Source: RefSeq, a predicted model, not a curated record